CCCGGUCUGGGGGGUGAAGUGCUCUCAUCAGCUGUAAACGUUACGAUCAUUCACAGUAUUAGUUCAGAAGUACAUGUCCUCUUUAGUCAUACACAGCAGUGUCAGCACACCUGAAAACAAUUUCAGUAUUUGAAGAAUAAAGCUUGCUAGGUAGUCAGACAGUUGUCGGUAACGUGCAUGUUGUUGAGACGCCGGUGAAGGGACCAUCAUAUAAUUGUAGUGCGCUAGCUAACAAACGCCAGCUACUGUAACAGACAAUCUGCGUGGAGGUGGAAUUGGUUACAAAAGAAAGCCUAGCAAAUGCUGAGAUGCACAGACGUGGAGCAAUGUAUCGAAAGUAGCUAACCACUGUCACUGUUCGCCAAGGUGUUCAGUGAACAUUGUUUUCCUGCAAAAAUGAAAACGCCAGGGACCUUUUCCAGGUCUUUUUGUCACCUUUCUCCUGUCACCCUGGCCACGCUGGAGCCGCAGAGCAAGGAGGAGCCGAGCCUCAGCUGCACGGUGACCGCCACAAAGGCUGGCUCCGCCCCUAGCCCUCAGAGUGAGGCGGUGGCCAAUGAGCUGCAGGAGCUGUCACUUCAGCCCGCCCCCUGUCUGCUGCCUCUGAGAGAAAGGAAGAACGUCCUCCAGCUCAAACUUCAGCAAAGACGAACCCGGGAAGAACUGGUCAGCCAAGGGAUCAUGCCACCGCUGAAAAGUCCUGCUGCCUUUCACGAACAGAGAAGGAGUCUCGAGCGAGCACGGACUGAGGACUACCUGAAGCGGAAGAUCAGAAGUCGGCCAGAGAGAUCAGAGCUGGUGAGGAUGCACAUCCUGGAAGAGACGUCUGCAGAGCCCUCGCUCCAGGCCAAGCAGCUGAAGCUGAAGCGGGCCCGCCUGGCGGACAACCUUAACGACAAGAUCUCCCACAGACCCGGCCCCAUGGAGCUGAUCCACAAGAACAUCCUGCCGGUCCACUGCAGCCUCAUAGAGACAGAGUUUCCGAAGGGGGCCGGGGAGAGCUCUUCACCCGACGAGGACAGCAGCGAUGCCCUCUCUCCAGACCAGCCUGCCUGUCACGAUUCGUCCCCGGGCCUUGCCUCCCUGCCUUCGCCCCCAGACAUAUUUGGUCACAGCAACAACACCUCCCCAACACAGGCCCCACCUACACUUCCACUCCCCAUCUCUGAUGUGUCCCCACCACAGAAGCUGACCAAUGGGACAGCCACACCUGGGGGGGCUCGACCCCCAAUGAUCAGGUCUAAGUCCACUUCUGAACGACGCUCCAAGAAGCCCAAGGAGAGUAAGCCCAAGGUGAAGAAGCUCAAGUACCACCAGUACAUCCCCCCCGACCAGAAGGCAGAGAGAGAGCCGCCCCCACAGCUUGACUCCUCCUACGCCAAGAUCCUGCACCAGCAACAGCUUUUCCUGCAGCUCCAGAUCAUCAACCAGCAGCAGCAGCACUACAACUACCACACCAUCCUGCCCGCCCCACCCAAGUCCUCAGCAGAUCAGCAACCUUCCUCGGGUAGUGGCCAUUCCCCAUCUCGGAAUGGGACCACCUCAACCCAGUCCUCGUCCAAUCAAAAUGGGCUAAAUCGUCAAAGUCAUCUUUCUAUUGGAGGAACAAAACCAGGAACUUUGCCUCCUAACCUGGAUGACUUCAAGGUGACUGAGCUGAAAUAUGAGCUCAAACUACGGGGCUUGCCCGUGUCGGGCACCAAGAUUGACCUCAUAGAGAGGCUGAAGCACUACCAGGAGCAGAUUGGGGGUGGAGGGGCAGCAGGGAGUGGCAGCUUGAAGAACAAGCCACCUCAACAGCAUCAGUCAACCCAGCAUGCAGGCUCCUCCCCUACCCAGGGAGGGGCUAUUGUUAUUUCCCAAUCAGGGGAGGGCAGUAGAAUGGCAGCAAGCACCCCCUUCAUGACUGGUGGAGCCCAGACUGGAACUAAACUUCCCAUAAUGCACUUUGGCAGCACAGGUUCCUCACCGCCUGUAUCACCUACCCCUUCUGAUCGCUCGGUGGGUGGGAUGAGCCCAGAUGAGACCAGCUGUAAUGGAGAUGUGUUUGGGGAAAUGGUCAGCUCUCCCCUCACCCAGCUAAACCUCCACCCUUCGCCGCUGAAAGAGGAGAACGGAAGUCAGACACUGGUCACCUGCCGCUUCUCCCAGCAUGCUCCACAGACGGCGGCUCAGAGGCAGGAGGCCAGGCUGCUCUCUGUGAUUGGCUCUGGGGCGGCCACUGCAACGUCCCUGGACAAAGACCAGAUGCUGCAGGAGAAGGACAAGCAGAUCGAGGCGCUGACCCGCAUGCUGAGGCAGAAGCAGAAGCUGGUGGAGACCCUGAGGUCGCAGCUGGAACAGGGCAAGCUCGGAGGGGGGGACAUUUCGGAGGUGCUGAGGAACCCGGAAAAGGACACGGGGGUGAAAGACGAGCCCUCCGAGAGCCAAAUGGACUCUGCAGUCCUCUCUCCCAGCGUCACAGAUGGAGAUGCCUUCGGAACGGUGGUCAAAGAGGAGGUCGAGGAAGAAAGGGAGGAGCUGAGUGAGGGGGAAGGAGAAGAGGUGUGGCCAAAGGCACAGUCAGGGCAGAACACAGAGCUGCAAAUUCAGCAGCAAAUGCAGGCAGAGCAGGAGCAGCAAAAACCAGAGGAGCAGGACCUGCAGCCGCAGGUAAUGCAAGCACAGCAGCGACUGCUGCAGAAUCAGCAGAACCAGAUACUGUCGCACCCAGAAAGGCGGGAGAAGACGCAGAAGCAGACACAGGUGCAGUCACUGCAGACUUCCCCCAUGUUCCUCAAUUCACAGUCUGGCUCCUCCCCCUCUUUCUCAUUGGACCUCCUCAAGACACACCCGACGCCAACCCUGUUGACAGACAGCAAUGGCAACCGCUACCUGAUUGCAGUGACCAAUCACAGUGCAGAAGGCCAGCUUAAUGGCUCCCAGCAGGGAAAAUGUAGUACUCGAAUUACACUACAGAGAAUGCACUCCACUCCCGGCAAGAUCCCUGUGCAGUCCACAUCUCAGCUGGCCAGCACCGACACCCAAUCAGAACAGCACCUGCAACCAGGUGUCAUCGCCCAGACGGUCAAAAAGGGUCAAAAAGCAGCACCACAAGUGUUGACCAGCAGCUUGCAGGAGGGAUGCUCCCUCUCUGCCCCGCCCAGUCUCCAGCCUUUCUUUCUCAGUGACGACACAUCGGGAGACCACACCCCCUCCUCUCCCACGCACAAACUGAUGGGGAAAGUGCGUUCAAGUGUUGACCAGCACACGCUGUUCAGACCUCUCUCCCCAACCCCCAGCCCCCAGACCUCAUGCUCCAAGCAGUGUGGCAAGGGGAAUGGGUCCUGUAGCCAGCCCAUGGAUGAUCUGUUUGACAUUCUGAUGCAGAGUGCAGAAAUUUCAACUGGCCUCAAAGCAGAUCCUGACCCCUCCCUGUCACACCUUCGCCCUAACACCCCACCAACCUCCCCUGCCCCCUCUCCAAACCACCCCUCACCCUCAACCCCUCGUGAACCUGUGACCACCCAGCAACUUGCAGAGGAAGUUCAGACAAGGCCCAGCAGAGAAGGUGGUGGAUCAAGCACAGGAAGUGGCCGUCUGGAGGACUUCCUGGAGAGCACCACGGGCACACCGCUCAUAGGGGUGGAGCCUGAUGGGCCUCUGACUUUGAUUGACGAUCUCCACAGCCAAAUGCUGAGCACUUCUAGUAUCUUGGACCAUCCCCCUUCUCCUAUGGACACCAGUGAUUUGGGUUUAACCCCCCACCACCCAGGACUGGAUUUCGGUGAUCCUGCUCUUGACAGCAUGGACUGGCUGGACAUCACCAUGGGCGGAGGUAGCGGCGGGGAGACAGGACUUACCCCCCUCGGCUCUCACAUGCCCCCCAGCAUUUUUUCAGCAGACUUUUUGGACAGCUCUGACCUGCAGCUCCAGUGGGAGUCCUGCUUGUAGGCAGCUUUGUACUCUCUCACAGACACACUCAGUCAUGUACAGUCUCUCCCAGACACACUCUCUUACAUGCAGCCGCUCAGUCUAAAGUUACAGAUACACUAGGUUGUAUACAGACUGUCUCUCACAGACGCACUCACAUACUGGUUUUCUGACAGAUACACCGUCAUCUGUAAUCCACAGGCAUUUUUUCACAGGCACGCUUUGACAUGCACAGGCAUUUUUUCACAGGCACGCUUAGGCAUGCACAGGGUCUCACACAGACAAGCUUUGUUAUGUACAGUACAGAAUCUCUCACAAACCUGCUUUCUCAUUUAUAGCCUAGAAACACUCGGACUCCUCUCAGACAGAUACAUACAUUCGUUUAUCAGCUUCCUCAGACAAGCUCACAGAGAUUUAUCCACCCCCUUGAUAUUGCGCACAUAUUGCACUGAAUCCAAUCAUGUAACCUUACACUACACAGAGAGGAGGGGUGGUCUAUCAUACUGUCCCUUUGCCUCUGUGUCCAUAUGGCACUGAAUAUUAGAACCCUCUUUCAAUCACUAUACAGGAUUGUACUGUAUCAGUACCCAGUACAGAGACCGGAGGUCUCUUUUUUUUUUUAAAUGUCUCUAGAAGCCACACUGUGAUAUAUACCCACUUUAUUCACUGUAAAACACAUGAGACAUAUGUUUAUUUUAUAUUAUCUGGUAAUACCCUCAUUCAGAAAGAAUUCAGCAGUACACCAUUGUUGUUGUACUGAGUUAUUGACCAAUGGUGUGUGAUGCUUUGUUGGGUUAUGAAAACCUUUGUCACUACCUUCCUAACACAUUAUGAGGUCCGCCGAGCCCAGCGGAGUCUAGUCAUUUGCAUUGCAUUGCAUUGUAUUUAGCUACAGUAGAGAAUGUAUCCUGUAUCCCGUAUCCUGAAUGUAUCGAUGUAUGCAGAUGCACACUGCUGACAUGGAUAUGUUGGGUGAACCCUUGGUGAGCAACAAAGGCAACUACAAGCAGUGGAAAACACAUUUAGUUGUUUUACACUGAGCUGAACACAUAUUUGGGUCCCCAGAAGUCCAGCACCAGGAGGAGAGGAAAGGAGUGAUGCUGAAAGCAUGUCAACACCCUUUCACCUCCAGCAUCACUCUUCACAGUUUCCCUUAUGCUUGUGUCACACUGGCACUGAUUUAGUCAGAGCACAAUUUGUUAGCCAGGGAAUUACAGGUCUAUUUAUUUAUAUAUAUUUUUGUACUCACUGGCACCCCCUUGUGGUGGAAGAGUGUAAAGAGGGAAAUUUGGAGUAUUAGGAACCGUCUCCUCAACACUGCACUUAAGUGGGGCUUAAUCUGGGGUGCUAGUCUGAUAAACUUCGGGAUGAGAUGGGCUGUCUGCUUGAAAUGAACCUUCUGCAAUGCUGUAUUUGGGAUAUGUAGUCUAUCCAGUUUUCCUGAUUGUAUAAACUAGUGGGUGGGGAAUGUAUAGG
Molecule: messenger RNA, 5388 nt
Organism: Megalops cyprinoides (Indo-Pacific tarpon)
Lineage: Eukaryota; Metazoa; Chordata; Actinopteri; Elopiformes; Megalopidae
Product: myocardin-related transcription factor A-like
Exons: 19
Coding region: 397-3933 (1178 amino acids)
Biological process (GO): smooth muscle cell differentiation
Source: RefSeq, a predicted model, not a curated record